Molecule: messenger RNA, 918 nt
Organism: Theobroma umbraticum
Lineage: Eukaryota; Viridiplantae; Streptophyta; Magnoliopsida; Malvales; Malvaceae
Product: cytochrome b5
Cellular component (GO): membrane; endoplasmic reticulum
Molecular function (GO): heme binding
Source: RefSeq, a predicted model, not a curated record
AAAACCAAACUCCAUGGAAAUGACUUCCCCCUCUCUCUCUCCUUCCACAUUUAUUGCACUUCUCUCUCUUUGGUCUUAACCAAUUCAACUAAGCUAUUAGUAUUACUAUACAUGAAACAGUAGACAGCCUUCCUAGGUAGUUGGUUUGCCCACAGAUAAAUCUCUUUGCAUCAUCCCCUUUUCAACCCAAACAAAAAAGGAAGCCAGCUUUCUAUCCCUCUUUCACAGUUCUUUACUUCUUUGUUUAUUAGUAUAUAUCUUGUCCUUUGCUUAAGUACAAACUUCAGUUAUUGAGAGAGAGAGAGAGAGAGAGAGACAGAUAAAGCUUAAACAGGAGCAAAGUAAAGCAAAAUGGGUGGCGAUGGAAAGUUGUUCACUUUGGCUCAAGUAUCUGAGCACAACACCCCCAAAGACUGCUGGCUCAUCAUCAAUGGCAAGGUUUAUGAUGUGACAAAAUUUUUGGAAGACCACCCUGGUGGUGAUGAAGUUCUAUUAUCAGCGACAGGGAAGGAUGCCACUGAUGAUUUUGAGGACGUGGGCCAUAGUGAUAGUGCCAGAGACAUGAUGGAUCAAUACUAUGUUGGAGAGAUUGAUGUCUCAACUAUCCCCAAGAAGACCACGUAUAAGCCUCCUAAGCAGCCUCACUAUAAUCAGGACAAGACAUCUGAGUUCAUCAUCAAGCUCCUUCAAUUCUUAGUUCCCCUUGCCAUCUUAGGUUUGGCCGUUGGUAUCCGCAUCUAUACCAAAUCAUCUUAAAAGUCCAGAUUGUGUUCUGAUGACAGCAAACUUGUGGUUUCAUUUAUGCUAAUCAUUGAAGACUGUUUGUCCUCUCCCUAUGUUGUUGUUACUGUUGUUGCAACUGGUAGUGUAGUGGAAUCUAUGAUUGCUAAGAUAAUUCAACACUUUACUUUUAUUGAA